CCAAGCAGGACUCGAACCCCAGACCUACCACAGAGCGGGACCCGGCCAAGCCUGCUGUGCCAUCACAUACCCCUCAAAAUACAGUUGCUAAAUAAAAUAUAUAAAUGGAUAAUUAUUUUUGAGCACACAGCAUCAUGGAAUGAUUGAAGGUACACGGUGAAAACAGGAAGCGGGGGGAGUCUCUAGGGGGCUGUGGUUUCAUACAGCCCACUGUGAAUGAGGGGUGCAGAAGAUAUGUGGUGCAUGCACCAUUAACGUAGAUAGUACACAGGUUACCAGGCAGCGGGGGAAGAACAAGUGUAUAGUUCAAAAGGCUGUUCCAAAUUUUGAAAAUUGGCUCGACAAGAAUGGGUCAUAUCUUAUAAUUUCAUUUAGCUGCCUACCUAUGUCAAUCAUCAGUUGCCAGUCUUGUACUGUCACCAGGAGCCCUGAACUGGCAGCUAGUAGCAGCUAUAACCAUGUCAUAAAUAUCUGCAAAUCAAAGGACUAUUGUGAAAUAGUCAAAAUGAUAUUCUUUCAAUGCAGUGGCCUCGUAGACAACAUAACGAUGUGUGAGCCAAGACUGCAGUACACAGAUUGCAGCACACAAGGGAGCAUGUAGUUCAUAAUCUGAUCAUAUGAAAAGCCCAACUUGACUUUAGUAGGGUGCUAUCUAAACUUUAUUAGACACACAUAAUAUUUCUGCCCUCAUUUUUAUCAAUUGACCUGUUAAACCAAAAGAUCCAUGAUUUGUAUUUCGAAGCCGUUUUAUUAUAAGGCUACUGAACAAGUCUGCUAGAUAAAGCUGUUUUAAGGCAAAGUGAAAACUCAGUGUGCAGAAGUAUUUCUCUCUUGGUCAGUGGUCUACACUGUACAUGAUAACAUUCUGCACAAAAAAUUUAAGCUGCAAUUUUUAACAUAAAAGUGAGCACAAAAUGCGGAUGUGAAACAUACCCUCCCUACUGUUUGGCAACCUGUUUAUAGCACCAGAGCACCAGGAAUUCAGUACUGAGAAACCUUGUAUUUGAUAUUCAUUUAUCACCACUGACCGAAUUACGGUGAUGAGCUGUUUAUUGGCAUGUACUACACUGUAAACUAUAAUUACUAACUUUUCCUACAGUAUAUUCUGCAUACGCAUGAAACUGACAUCUGCUUCCCAUACCUGUCUCUCUCUGUGCUCAGCCUGCAGUGGGAACUUUCCUGUAUUUGUACUGAGAGGACAUGCUGCCCGUCUUAUUCCUGAGCAAAUUGGAGAGCAGGAGAUGGAAAGCAUCACAUGGAUGUUCAAUGUAUCACAACGGAUACUGAAUUACAAUUACAAUCUUAAAUAUCUGACACCAUAUAAGGAUUAUGCAACCAGGGUGGAAUUUGACUCAAAAACCCUGAUGCUUCUAAUGCACAAUGUAACAGAGAAGGACAACGGUCUCUACACAGCGAGAGUGACUCACAAAAGUGGAGAUGAAACAUCUGGCUCAGACUUCCUCCUCUCGGUCCAGGCUCAUGUGGAUCCACCUGUUCUCAGUGUGGUCUUCAACUCACCCAGCUCAGACUCCUGCAAUGUGACUUUCGCCUGCACAAGCCAGAAUCACACUGUCACCUCCAUCUGUGACAACUCUAUCUGUUCCCCUGUGGAAGAGUAUGGCCCUGACCUCACACUCUCUGUGAUGGGGGGUACGGUGACCUGUAACAGUAGCAACCAGGUUAGCUGGAGCAAUACCACCAUAGAGCUCUCGGAAAUCUGUGGAAUGCAUGCAGUAGAUGUCAGAAAAGGAAGACAGAUGCAAGUUGUUUUUCUCAGCCUAUUCACUGUCAUUUUCACCCUCAUCCUGUUCGUCGUGCUGAGUUUGGCCUAUUGCAGACACGCUCGCAGUCCAGAUGCAGAAAAGAGUGCCACAGUAGCUCAGGACCAACCUCAGAGUUCUUUGUUUACGGUAUCAACAGAAUAUGAUGUCAUCAGAAUGGAGAGGUGUACCCCUCCUCUUUCUCAAAAGGAUGCAGAGCUGGAUACUGUCUAUGCCAGAGUCCAGAAACCUCAGUGGAAGAAUUUUGCCCAAAAGUCCCACACCUACUCUGACUGAAACCGCUUGUCCCGAGCGGGGUUGCAGCGAGCCAGAGCCUAACCCGGCA
Scleropages formosus (Asian bonytongue) is the source of this 2106-nucleotide messenger RNA. RefSeq names its product CD48 antigen-like. Lineage: Eukaryota; Metazoa; Chordata; Actinopteri; Osteoglossiformes; Osteoglossidae. The coding region runs from base 1116 to 2057 and encodes 313 amino acids. Gene Ontology annotation, cellular component: membrane. The transcript is spliced from 5 exons. The record is from RefSeq and is a predicted model, not a curated record.